GAAUCCAAGACAAGAGAAUCAACAAUCCCUCUGGUGCAAUGGAUUUAGGGGGACUUGGCUGGAAGUUUGGGAGUGGGACCUGUGAGUGAACAGACUCUCAGCUGCAGGAGUGACAUAGCAGGUCAUGACCAGCAGAUUGGAUCGUCAGAGGUAGGACAAUGUGAGUGCAGGAGCAGAAAAGGUCCUGGAGUACGGAGAGGAAUCUGAGCUCCAUUUAAACAGGUCAGUAACAUGACCUUCAGCCCACUCCCCUCAGGGUAGGGGCGGGGAGAGAAAUAAUUGGGAAUGAACAAACUCAGAGACCCUUUCUGCUCAUAGAAGGGAAGGGUCAGGCCUGCAGAGAUCUCAUGAUGCCCUUCACCAAACUAGUUAAACAUCUAAAGUAAGAACCUGCAGCCACUGCUCUUCUCCUGAUCUGACUGGAAAGUUUUAAAAAUCCCUUCAAAAGAGGAAGAGAACCAGGCCAAUAGAAUAACAAAAAGAGACAGGCAGAAACAAUCAGGAAUUGCCAGUGUCAAAAAGGAAAAGAGGGAAAGCAAAAACCUGAAGGACAGAAAGAGGAAGAGUAGGAGGAAGAGAUUGGAUUCAUCACACAGCAUAGAGGCUGCUCCUUCUCCUGGCCACUGGACUGGUGAGGAUGAACUGAAAGUAGAAAGGACAAGAAGACUCCAAGCAGCUUGAAUCACCAAGAGGCCACAGAACCACCUCACAGGGAUGCAUAACUCAGACAUGAUCUGCUUUGUUGUAGGGAGUUUCCUAUGGUUCCCCCAAGUGAGAGGUGAGGAAGGCUGCCUCAACACUGAACUCUGUUCAGGUACAGAAUGGGACCGUCUGUGGUAUAUCUGGCUGGUGCUGGUGGUUGGGGGGCUCCUGCUGCUCUGUGGGCUGAUCUCUGUCUGUGUGAGGUGCUGCUUCCAGUGCCACCAGACCGGGGACGAGUCGGGCCCUCAGCCCUACGAGGUGACCGUCAUCGCCUUUGACCACGACAGCACCCUCCAGAGCACCAUCACCUCUCUCCACUCCGUGUUUGGGCCAGCUGCCAGGAGGAUAUUGGCUGUGGCACACUCCCACAACGCUGCCCAGGGAACACCUCCCCUCUCAGCCUCAGACACCCCUCCAGUGUAUGAAGAAGCUCUGCACAUGAGCAGGUUCACGGUGGCCAAGGCAGGGCAGAAAGUGCCAGACCUGGAUCCAGUGCCAGAGGAAAAACCACAGCUGCCUGCAGAGGGCAAGGAUGCCCAGCCAGCCCUCCCAGGACACUGAUGUCUGGCUUUAUUGAUAGCAAGUAAUACAGGAUAGUUGCAUGCAGAGACUAAUUCAGGUGGGCAAGGUCUUAAGAAUUUCAGAUUAACUUCCUUAGUCAAUUGAGAAGGGGGUGGGGGGGAAACAACUAAAAUACCAAAUAUUUUCAGGUCUAGCAUAGUGGAAUGGCUCUUUUUGACACCUCCUUCAGAUAAUUUGCAUUCUCCAAGCCCAUUCAUUACAGGCACACAACACUGGAAUCACACUUUGCACAAAUAAGCAGGCAGCAGGAUCAAGGUGCUGAGCCAUUUUGUAGGCUAGUGAUCUUGCAGUCUCAUUCCUCUUGCCUUUAGCCUAAAUUUCCUCAGGAUGGCAGAGAGGUCUUCAAAACCAAAAAAAAAAAAA
This is a messenger RNA of Ficedula albicollis (Collared flycatcher), 1647 nucleotides long. RefSeq names its product transmembrane protein 52B (gene TMEM52B). The transcript has 6 exons. Lineage: Eukaryota; Metazoa; Chordata; Aves; Passeriformes; Muscicapidae. The record is from RefSeq and is a predicted model, not a curated record. Bases 715 to 1263 code for a protein of 182 amino acids.